AUGUCUGACACACCACCUCCAGCAGGCCCCAGGCGCCCCAUCGCCCACAUUCUCGAUGCGCUUCAAUGUUCACUGGAUGCAUUCAACCGUCUUCUGUCAGAGCCACUGACAAAAGCAGAGCUGUUUAAAUGCCUUCACGAUGGCUCAGGGCUUCCGGACAAGGAAAUCUCGGCAAGCGCCGACAGAAUUGUGGACCUCCUUGGCUCGAUUGAACAUCUACUCGAACCUGGUGCUCUGAAACUCGCAGAUCAUUUUCUAGGAUAUUCGACCACAAAAUGCCUUGUUGCGGCGGUUGAACUCGGCAUUGCUGAUCACCUAAGCCACGGCCGUUUGAAGUUGACUGAGCUAGCCUCGGUGGCUCAGGCCAAGCCGAAUAGACUUGGUCAAAUUCUCAGGCCGCUGUAUACCAACAAUAUAUUCGCAUAUGACGAGUUGACUGGAGAAUAUGCGAACAAUCAUGUCUCGGAGCUCCUGAGAAGCGACCACUGGACACAAUGGCAUAACUGGGUGGACUUGUACGGUAACGAAUUUUACGAGAUCGCCACCGGGAUCCCGAAAGCUGUGAAGGAGGAUGGGCAGGCUCGCUGUGCUGCACAGGUUGUCUUUGACACCGAUGACAACAUGUUCACAUACUUUGACCGGCGUGGCUGGGUGCCACGACUCCAUCGGACCCUCGGUGGCGGUGCCAAUGCGAUGGCCCCGGGGAUACUGGAGGAUUAUCCCUGGCACGAGGUGGCGAACACCACUAUCAUGGACAUUGGAGGCGGUGGCGGAGCCUUGAUUGCUUCGCUUCUACGUGGUUUUCCGACCAUGAAAGGUGCUAUCUUUGACCUCCCCACAGUCAUUGACCACAUCGGUCCGUUCUUCGGGACUGGGGGCCAGUUCAACGACAUCGGAGCCCGUGUAACGGACCUGAUCGCCGGCGACUUCCUCAAAGAAGUGCCGCCUUUCGAUGCCUACACGAUGAAAUGGGUUUUACACGACUGGGACGACAGCCUAUCACUCCAAAUCCUGCGAAACAUAAGGACAGCCAUCAGGGUGGGGGUGGGAAGCCGGCUUGUCAUUCUCGAGUCUGUUCUGUCGGACCGAAGAAGCUCUAGGCUUUCGGUCUACGGCGACAUCAACAUGAUGAUGACAGCGAAUGGACAGGAACGCACAGAGUGGCAGUGGCGCACUCUCGCUGAAGCAAGCGGGUGGGUCAUGCACGGUAUCUUUCCGAUUCGUAACGCAUGGGUUCAAGCUAUUGACCUCCGACCAUGUGAACCUUUCCAAUCCAAGGAGCACAAUACCAUCGAUGGCCCACGACAGGAUUUGAAAGCUUGCGAUAAUGGCGAAAGAGCUCAAGAGCCUACCGAAGGAGAUCAUGCAAAGGAAUAG
Thyridium curvatum is the source of this 1377-nucleotide messenger RNA. RefSeq lists its product as uncharacterized. NCBI's taxonomy places the organism in Eukaryota, Fungi, Ascomycota, Sordariomycetes, Thyridiales, Thyridiaceae. The transcript is spliced from 2 exons. The coding region runs from base 1 to 1377 and encodes 458 amino acids. The record is from RefSeq and is a predicted model, not a curated record. Gene Ontology annotation, molecular function: O-methyltransferase activity.